Sus scrofa (pig) is the source of this 2405-nucleotide messenger RNA. RefSeq names its product schwannomin interacting protein 1 (gene SCHIP1). Gene Ontology annotation, cellular component: plasma membrane; cell junction. NCBI's taxonomy places the organism in Eukaryota, Metazoa, Chordata, Mammalia, Artiodactyla, Suidae. Gene Ontology annotation, biological process: positive regulation of hippo signaling. The record is from RefSeq and is a predicted model, not a curated record.
UCAAAGGUUUCCAGCCACACGCUCGCCUCGCAUUCCCUCACAGUCACACCGAGCUCUGGGAUUCUGAGGAACACCGUGUGCCAGCAUCUGAUUCACAGUCUCCUUUUACCUGCAGGUGUUCCAGAAACUUCAAAAUGCGUCUGGAAGAACUGAAAAGAUUGCAGAAUCCUUUAAAACAAGCUAAUGAUGGAAAAUAUUUACUUGAAAAUCACCAGCUGGCCAUGGAUGUGGAGAAUAAUAUUGAAAAAUAUCACCUUAAUCUACAGCCCUUGGAAUCAAAGGUUAAAAUCAUCCAGCGAGCAUGGCGCGAGUACCUCCAGCGGCAGGAUCCCCUGGAGAAGAGGAGCCCAUCCCCGCCCUCCCUGUCCUCCGACAAGCUGAGCAGCUCUGUCAGCAUGAAUACCUUCUCGGACAGCAGCACACCCGAUUACCGAGAGGAUGGGAUGGAUCUAGGCAGUGACGCCGGCAGCAGCAGCAGCAGCAGCCGCGCCAGUUCACAGUCCAACUCCACCAAAGUGACCCCUUGCUCCGAGUGCAAAUCCUCGUCGUCGCCGGGGGGCAGCCUGGACUUGGUGUCUGCCCUGGAGGACUAUGAGGAGCCCUUCCCGGUCUACCAGAAGAAGGUGAUUAAUGAGUGGGCGCCGGAGGAGGACGGGGAGGAGAAGGAAGAGGAGGACGAGCGCGACGAGCGAGGAUACCGGGAUGACCGCUGUCCGGCCCGGGAACCGGGGGACGUGAGCGCCAGGGCCCGCAGCGGCGGCGGGGGCAGAGGCGCCACCACCGCCAUGCCACCCCUGCCCAAUGGCAACCUCCACCCGCACGACCCCCAGGACCUCAGGCACAAUGGCAACGUGGUGGUGGCCAGCCGGCCGGGUGGUUCCCGGCCCCCCCGCCGGAUGGUCCAGAAGCCUCAGCCGGCUGGGGGCCGACGCGGCGGCCGGAGCCCGGCGGUCGGUGGCCUGUGCCCUCAGCCCACGGACAGCGGGACCUGUGUCCCGGAGGAGCCCCCAGUGCCCCCUAUGGACUGGGAGGCGCUGGAGAAGCAUCUGGCUGGGUUGCAGUUCCGGGAGCAGGAGGUGCGGAACCAGGGCCAGGCGAGGACCAACUCCACCUGCGCACAGAAAAAUGAGAGAGAAUCUAUCCGACAGAAGUUGGCACUUGGAAGCUUCUUUGAUGAUGGCCCAGGAAUUUAUACCAGCUGUAGCAAAAGUGGGAAGCCAAGUCUUUCCUCCCGCCUGCAGAGUGGGAUGAACCUGCAGAUAUGCUUUGUCAAUGACAGCGGCAGCGAUAAGGACAGUGAUGCUGAUGACAGCAAGACGGAAACCAGUUUGGACACCCCCCUGUCUCCCAUGAGCAAACAGAGUUCUUCCUAUUCUGAUAGAGACACUACUGAAGAGGAAUCUGAAUCCCUGGAUGACAUGGAUUUCCUCACAAGGCAAAAGAAAUUGCAAGCUGAAGCCAAAAUGGCCCUGGCCAUGGCCAAACCAAUGGCCAAAAUGCAAGUAGAAGUGGAAAAACAGAACAGGAAAAAGUCUCCCGUCGCUGAUCUCCUGCCACACAUGCCUCAUAUAAGUGAAUGCUUGAUGAAAAGAAGUUUAAAGCCCACUGACCUGAGAGACAUGACUAUUGGGCAGCUACAAGUGAUAGUCAAUGAUCUCCAUUCCCAGAUAGAAAGCUUGAAUGAAGAGUUGGUCCAGCUGCUCCUCAUCCGGGAUGAGCUGCACACGGAGCAAGACGCCAUGCUGGUGGACAUCGAAGACUUAACCAGACAUGCCGAGAGUCAGCAGAAGCACAUGGCAGAGAAAAUGCCUGCAAAGUGAAAAGAAGCCAUCCAACCAGAGGACAAGCUAGAAUUUCUUUUGCUUCUGUGGUUGUAAAAGUGCUGUUGCUAAAGGUGGCGCAGAAACAAACAUCAGUGUUAGUCAUUGAUAAUGUCUGAAGCUUAAUGUCCAGUGAUUGGCCUUUGCUUCUUAAUUUAUUUUAAUUUUUGUACUGUGCCACUAAAUAUCAGGCAUUUUAAAAAAAUACUGUUACAAACACUGUACAGGACUUACACCAUCACAAAUCAUGGUUAAUCAAAAGAGGGUAGUUUUAACUUUAUUUUUAUUUGUUUAGAGAUUUUGAGUUGGAGCAGUAUUUUACCAUUGACUGCUUUCAUUCUUCACUGUAGUUUUAAAGAAGAACUGUAAAUGACGGUGCUAUCCAAGUCAAAAAAUACAUGCCUGCCUCGUAGUGAAGUUGUAGCUCUCCGUAAUAUGUACAUUUGAAUCAGUUUUCAACAUUUUGUGAAUGUUGACUACCUGAAGUUCAUUUUUAGAUGUGCUAUUAACAUUCUGUUGGAUUCAGAGGGUUCCUUAAAAGUUUUAUGUAUAAAUAUGUAAAAUAAAAAUUAAAACUUUGUUUCA